AAAUCAGGGGAGUUACAGGAUCUAAGAAGUUGAAAGUAGCUAACGUCGACAAGCUAUGUAGAUCUACUAGAUUUAUGUAAAAUCGAAUUAAUAUAUAAGAGAAUGAUGUACAACAGGUCAAAUUAUUACUACCCCAAAACACUAGAUUUAGGCCCCUUUAUUUGACAUAACUUUAUUAAACGGGUAUAAUGGAAGAUCCAGUUUUGCAUGUCAUGGUUAUUGGGUUUCAUCACAAGAAAGGAUGCCAGGUAGAAUUUUCAUAUCCACCACUCAUAGAAGGCAAUUCAGUGGAGAGUCAUGAGAUACCAGAAGAAUGGAAACAUAUUCCUUCAUUAGCACUUCCUGAUGGAGCACACAACUUUGUUAAAGACACCGUUUACUUUGUUCUACCUGGUAGAAGUGACACGCCUCACACUAUUUAUGGAGUUUCUUGUUACAGACAAAUGGAUGCCAAAGAUUUGAUCAAUAAAACUGCUGAUGUGACCAGGAGCACAGUACAGAAGAGUGUUUGUGUGCUGAGCAGGCUGCCUUUAUUUGGUCUUAUCCAAGCAAAGCUUGAAUUGAUAACACAUGCAUAUUUUGAUGAGCGAGACUUCAGUCAAGUAGCGUUAUUGGAACAAACGUACAAAAACCUCAACGCUUCACUCACACAGAGUCUUCUGGAGGGGACUCAGGUUUUCUUAGGUCUUUCAGCUCGUGAAUUGGUCACAUUGUACAAACACAAAGUUAUUAUCCUCUUUAAACUUCUAAUGUUGGAGCGCAGGGUUCUGUUCUUUGGGUCACCAGUGGAAUCUUUAUGUCAAACUAUACUUUGUUACUUAUCAUUAUUUCCAGGUAUGCUAGAGAGUGGACUUGCGCAAGCUUGUAACCAGUGGAGUGUGAAGAAAUUGUCUCCUGACUUAGCGCUAGUUGACAUAAACUCUGACCUUGAUGAAAGUGAACAGUUUUUAGAGGUGCGAUAUGAUUGCUCUACAUCUGAUAGCUCACUGACAGACGUCCUGGGGCACAUGCAUAACUCUGGGAUUAACCUAGGCGCCAGUGGUGACACCAAGUACACAGGACUUGAUAUCAAUGAUGAUGAGAUAGAACCUGAGGCUCCAGAAUCUCCUUCCAUUCCUCGAGAUGUCUUAAACUUUGAUUCAACCAAACUUGCCAACAAAGAGAAGCCAAGUUCUAAAAGUGAGCUCAAGCUCUCACAUUCCCACACAGAUUCUCAGGGGCCUCGCUCUAAACACCUACUGGAUUCUGAUAAACUGACUGUACACGCUUUUAGUAAGACUAGAAGACAGUUUUCUUUGGACGAUUCAAAGCUCAGCUCAGACAGAGAUACCCUCCAUGAGAGCCCACUGGCUAAUUUAGAGCAAAUCACUCAUUUAGAAAAUGUUCAAAGUGGAGUCUCUAGUGUGGAGAUCAAUAAAAAGAACACUCGACUGGACAAUAACAGCAAUGCGCUGCAUAAUGAAAAAGUGCGUAGGAACAGUUUGACCCUCCACAGUACAAAAACUAGGAUGGACAAUGAUGAGUUGAUUGAGGACUUGGAUUCUCCAGAGAGUAUUAGUAAAAUUGAUAAAGAGGAUUGCUUUUCAUGGGAACAAGACAGACUGCAGCUGACCAUUGACCAUGACAUUAUGAAGCCUGAGCCGUCCACAGCCUCGUCCUCCAUGAGCGCAAGCAGAGACUCCAUCGCCGCAAGUGAGAGUGGGAAGGAAUCAAUAUCUGAUGACACAGCCAGUGCUUCCUCUCAUGAGCAGAAAGAAAGGGCCAAAAUAGUUAUAGAGAACAAGAAGAAAGAAGCUGAAGAGUCACCUGCUACAAAACAAAAGAAAUCUAAAGCUCUAAAAAACAAGCUUUCAGCUGCAUUCAGUAAGAAAGGGAAACCUAAGAAAACAGAUGAUACACACGUUUUAAAACAUGAUGGGACUGUGGUCCUUCAACAAGAUCAGUUUGGCUAUCCUCUAUCCAUCUUUACUAAGGGCGCUGUGUGUCACCCCUAUGUGAGCCUGCAGUACCAUGAUAUCCUAACUGAUGUCAACAUUCGCAGCUUUGUGCUUGGGGCUACCAACAUACUUUUCAAACAGCGGCGUCAACUUAUUGAUGUUUUUGUUGAGAUUCAUGAUGGAAAGGUUGAUAUCAGAGACAAGGACCUGCAGCGUAAACUUAGUCUGACCACAGCUGAUCUCAGAUUUGCUGACUAUCUGGUCAAGACAGUGACCGAUGAGAGGCCUGGUUUGUUUCUGGAUGGCACAGAAUGGGAAGGCAGUGACGAGUGGAUCAGAGCUCAGUUUAAACACUAUCUCAACUCACUCCUCUCUACUGUUGACUCGGAUGAUGUUAAACUGCUUGAUGACUUUGGUACAUCAUUUAUCGACACUUGGAAAACUACUCAUAAUUAUAGGUACUGGAUGGAGAAUGAUCAUUCUGCAGUUAGAGACAUACCACCAGGGCAUCCAUUCCAGGGUAACUUAAGCAUGGCAGAUGUACGAGUAAGAUUUAACCACACUCUACAAAACACUGAACGUGGACGAAAAAUCAACGCUGCAGUUGUCCAGACAGGGAAAUAUGUUGUACAAACUGGCAAGGCUGUUGGCGGAGCUUUAACGUCUGCGAAAUCAGCGGUGUCAGGAUGGUUCAGCAGUUGGAGGCACAGUGACAAGGAACAGGAGACAGUCAAAGAAGAGACCAGUGAUCCCAAGAUGGCCAGUGAUAACUCCAGUCAGUGAUGACUCCAGUCAGUGAUGACUCCAGUCAGUGAUGACUCCAUUCAGUGAUGACUCCAGUCAGUGAUGACUCCAGUCAGUGAUGACUCCAGUCAGUAACAUCUCCCCCUACAGCAGUACAGUCUCUUCACAGUGGUCAUGUCUAGUCAAGUAACUUACAGAUAUUUGAUUAGCUCUUUUUAUUUCUGUGGCAUUACAUAAAGCUCAUUGGUUUGAGAAAACCCAAGAUUGAAGAAUAGUUUAUUUGUAUCAGUAAAAUGCGUGUGUUCUGGUUCCUAAAGAGCUAUCAAUUAACCUGGCCCUUUAGUAGUACUGUUUGUAAAUGAAAUGACAUAAUGUGCAAUGUGGAGUAGAAUUUCAUACAUUUUUAUAAUUAGUUUAAAGAUUGCAUUUAAUUCAUUUCUUUCUAAAAAGUAUAUUUAUUUCUUGCUUUUUUUACACUACACGUAUCAAUAGAGAUAGGAAAUCUUUUUUGCAGAAUUAAUAAGAAGCAAGAACAGAUACAUGUCAACAUGACAUCCUUUUUUACUUUUUGAUAAAAAUUGUGAUAAUUUAUAAACCCAGGUCACUGAGCAUUACAUAAACUAGUUUAAUGUGUUGUAAAUAUUAUUACAAAGAUCUAGUAUUUACUUGUAUUAAUCCUUUGUGAAAAUUCAUGCUUUAUUCAUAAAAAAUAUCUAACCUAAUUAUAUUUUUGAGUCUUUAUUUUCUCUUGUGAUAUAUUUCCAGAUUUUUGUCCUCUAAAAAUGAGAAAUUUCUGCCUCUCACUCCCAUUUUAUUAGUAAUGUUAGGUGGCUUCAAUAAUAGUUUUUGCCUUAAUUUAUACAUUUUUCAUUUUGCUAGUUGUCUAAAGAAAUUGCUGGGCUAUAUUAUACUUAAUUUUUCCAGUUUAAAAUUUUAUUUUUUUCAAAUCUAAGAAUUUUAUUUUGCAAUAUUCCUUUGAAUUUUAUCAAUUGCUGUUUUUGUUGUUGUGAUGCUUGCUACUUUCUCCUGUGUUGAGUUUAUUUUUCAUUAAAUAGUUCUUCAUGCAUUGUACAAUAUUUUGUGAUGAUUUCUUUGUAUAUACUUGAUGUAACUUGCAAUACUAUUUCUGUAACCAUGUCAAUUAUUAAGCUUUGAUUUUAUUUUCUUUGUUGUAGCUCACAAAAAGGGGUGUUUUUUUUCAUAUUACAAUGUACUUGGUGAUAUAUAGUUAGAAAAACAUUUGAGUGAAAUACUAAUUUAUUGAAUACAUGGUAAAAUAUUGAUUGCAAAAAGAUUGAAUAAGCAACAUGGUUUUACUGAUAUUACUUUUUCCCAAUGUCACUUUGGUUAAUGAUGUAGGGGCCAAUCAUUUUUCUAUACUGAGGUGUAAUUUUUAAGUGUGCUCAAAUAUUUAUACAUUUUAACUACAAAAUAAACGGAUGUGUUUAUUUUAUUUGGUGCAUAAUGCUCUAUUUAAAAAAAAAUAGAAAAAGAUGAAUGAAUGUACGAGUGCUACAGUGUCAGUUUUCUAAGCUACUUAAUGUCAACAAUUCAUCUACUUGUAAGUUGCCUGCAUUGUUAAUGUACUUAAAUUACUAUUUCAUAAUUGACAAAAAAGAAAUUACUAUAAUUUCAAAACAUUGGCCUAUUUAUUAGCCAUCACCUAGAUGGCUUAUUAAAAAUGUGUCACAUUAAAUAUUUGAAACUACACCUUGCAGUUACAUAAGUUAUACAAAUAAAUGAUCCGAUUCUUUUUUCCUUAAGAUUGCCUUGCUUUUCCUAGUGCUACUGUUGUUUCUAUAUCCCUGUAAUGUUACAGCUGGUGUUAUGUAUUCUAGUGAUACAUAAUUCUAAUAAAAUAUUUUAUUAAAUCUGUUGCAUUUAAAAAUAGCUAUUUUUAUCAAUAUUUGCUUUUAAAUCUCAUUUAUAUUUUGUAUUUUCUAAAGCUUUUUACUAAUACAUUAUUGUUGGUUUUCAACAUUCCUUCAACACUAAACAUGGUCAGUUUACAAGAACUCAGCAGAUUCCAUAGAGUUUGUAGUUUUGCUGAAUUAAAUAAAUUAUAACAUUAAAAAAUGAACCACAACAACAUUAAGAUAAUACUCAACAAUAGAGUGGGAUAAGUAGCUUACAUAAAAUGAAACUCAAGGAUUAUACUAAACCACUAUAACAAGUUUUACCAACUUGUUACACAUAUCAAAAUGAAUUUAAAAACAAAAUGGAAGUGGUGGGUAUGUUUUAAACUAUGAGUGUUUCUCAGUGUAACCUUGGUUACCAUUUGCCCAAUGUUGGCACUAAAUUUAACAACAGGAUAGUUAGAAUUGCUUUUAUGGUAAGAUUUGGUUAGUUCAGUGGAAUACCCACCCCACUGUUUCAUAAUGUUGCGAAUACAAACAUGAAACUCUGGCCAUUAGUGAGCUGUCAUAUUUUAGAUUGAAUUAGGUUCAUUUUUACAUAUCAACAAUUCUUGAAACAAAAAUUCAGUGGAGCUGUAUUUUCGUGUGUGAGCUCUAAAAUUGUAUUAUCCUUUCCUUUAGACUUUCUUCAAAUGACUACAGGUAGUAAUUUCCAACUCAAUGUAUGCUGCAUGUCAUAUAGUCCAGUGUUGUUACAAAUCUGACACUCCAUUGGUCUGGGGAUGGUGAGAUUAUUUUUUCAUAGCGAGGUACAUAAAUUCUGACAUGGGGAGAUUUAGAAAAAUGGGCAAAUAUUUAUUUAGAGAAGGUUGAUGUGUGUAUUUUCUUUUACUACAGAUUGCUGGGAUUAAAAUACAUUGAAAAGGUUUUUUUUUAUUAAUAACAUUGGUUUAUUAUUAAUUCAUUGUGUUUUUAAAAUUAUAUUUGACAUAAACUGUGAUAAUAUGUAU
Messenger RNA from Physella acuta, 5547 nucleotides. Its product is annotated as late secretory pathway protein AVL9 homolog. Gene Ontology annotation, cellular component: cytoplasm. The record is from RefSeq and is a predicted model, not a curated record. NCBI's taxonomy places the organism in Eukaryota, Metazoa, Mollusca, Gastropoda, Physidae.